AUGAGUUCUCUCGUUUCGCACUGGAUAUUUGCUCCCGUUCGUACAAACAGAUUAAAGAGAAACACGUUGUGGCGUGCUCAGAACACGAGAUGGAAGAGCACUGGGGCGCUGCAUUGCUUCUUAUCGUUCAAGAGAUUUGCAGACACCAACCAGUGA
Molecule: messenger RNA, 156 nt
Organism: Phytophthora nicotianae INRA-310
Lineage: Eukaryota; Oomycota; Peronosporomycetes; Peronosporales; Peronosporaceae
Exons: 1
Coding region: 1-156 (51 amino acids)
Source: RefSeq, a predicted model, not a curated record